UUAGUUAACACAAAUAUUAAUUCAGCGCCCGGCCGAGAUGCUCAAAGGAUGCUGUCCUCGCCGAUGCUCUCGAUGAAGCCGCCCCACCUACCGGACGUGCCUUCCGCCUUGCCUAUUCGGAGCUCGAUGGUCGGCACCGCGUCCGCGCCGUCGGAGACGUCCACCGCGACGGACUCGGGGUUCGCGCGGCCCUUGAGCAGGCACGACCACACCGCCAUGCCAAAGGACGAAACGGUGCACGACGUCGGCGUGACGUCGACCGAGAGCGAUCCCGACGGCUGGCCGCGCAGACCCGGUAUCCGCAGCACCGCCUCAACGCUGUCGGCGCGCUCGGUCCACGCGCAACCGUCAUCCUGGAUGCCGGUUCGCGAGGUGUGGUCCACGCCGCGGGUGUCGACAGUCAACUCCUCUAACGGCUUAUCCAGGUCGUCCAUCGAGACUUUCAGGUCAGCCACGUCAACGCUGGCUGAUCGCAUUGCGCUCGCUGCACGCAGGCUUGCCGCUCGCGGGGCGAGCGCUUCACUAGUGAGGAGCAUCGAUGCGACUAAUAGGCCUCGCAUUUUGCCAAUUUGUUGCGAUAAUAGAGUGCGUGAGGUGGUUUUUAGUCGGCUUGCUAGU
Messenger RNA from Pelagomonas calceolata, 618 nucleotides. The record is from the annotation of a GenBank genome assembly. NCBI's taxonomy places the organism in Eukaryota, Pelagophyceae, Pelagomonadales, Pelagomonadaceae.